AUGGGCAUUUUCAAAAAUCCAUCUUCAUCAUCGGGAUAUCCCAAUACUCUCGGAGAGUUAUUGAGUCGUAAAGAUGAAUAUACUCUUCGGAAGAGAAAUGAUGAGGAGGCUAGGAAGGAAGCUGAAAAGAAUGAACAGUUGGCUGAAUUGGAGGAAGCAAAAUUACCCUUUUACAAACGACCCUUUUACAAGAAACAUAUCAAACCUAAAAUAUUAUUUAUUGUGGAUAGAAAUAGAUGGUUCAACAAGAUGUGGAUGCUCAUGAUUUUUUGCAUAGAGCUGUAUAAUAGUUUUUUAAUACCUUACCGAUCUGCUUUUGAUUAUGAAAACUCCAUGUAUUGGUAUUUGGCAGAUGCUCCUUUUGAUUUUUUACUUUGGGUCGAUGUGGUCAUGAACUUUUUCUAUCCCUAUCGAGAUCAGAUGAACAUUUUAGUGACAGAUUUCAAGAAGACAGCUCGUAGAUACGUGUUUAAGGAGAAGAUUGGAUUUUUUGCAGACUUUGUCUGUCUGUGUUUACUCGAUUGGAUUCCUGUGGCCAUUGGAGCUGCAACCAAUGGUUCCAUGACAUAUUCACCUGUGUGGCGCCUGAAUCGAGCACUCUUCUUCUUUAGAGCCCUCAAACGUUUGACUAGAAUUGAGGCACUCGUUCCCGAUCGAUUUGCUGUCCUCUCCAAAAUGGUCAAGCUACUCAACUUUGUCAUUAUUGUCGUCAUGUCUGUGCACAUUGUUGCAUGCUGCUGGUUUCCAAUUAUAAUGUCAGAAUAUCCAGAUUCUCAAGUGUUUACUUUGAGCGCUUCUAUCUUUGAACCAACCACUUCAACCCUCUACAAGUACAUGUUGGGAGUUUAUUGGAGUUUGGUGUCCAUGUCAGGUUUUGGAGGUACCAUGCCUGUCACCAAUUUACAAGUUGCAUUUUGUACUCUGGUGUAUUUGGUAGGAAUUGCCGUCUUCGUUACUGUGAUUGGUAUUGUGUCUGACUUGGCUCAAAAUUUGAACAUCACUGAGAGUGCCUUUAUUGAGAAAUUGGACUCUGUGACUGAUUACAUUAAUUCUAGAGGUUUAUCACCAGAUUUGAAAAAGCAAAUUUUACAAUAUUAUCAAUAUUUGUGGAAGAGUAGAAAGGGAUUGGACGAAUCAAAAAUUAUUAGAGAAUUGCCUGAUUUUCUAAAGAUCGACGUGGCCAUGCAGCUUAAUGCAGAGAUUGUGAAAAAGGUGGAAUUAUUCAAAUCGUGCUCACAAAACUUUAUUCAUGAAGUUGUGAUUAAUCUGAAACCAAGAAUUGUAAUGCCUGGUUCUUAUGUCAUUAGAGAAGGCGAACCAGGAAAUGAAAUGUUUUUCAUUGGUAAAGGAGUUGUAGAAGUAAGAUCUAAAACUGGACAGCUUUGGUCCACGUUAGGAAGCGGCUCAUUUGUGGGUGAGACUGCACUGAUUGACUCUGUGAAAAGAACUGCCAAUGUCAUCUCGACAGAGUAUGUUGACUUAUUCGUCCUUGAGAAGCAUGCGUUUGACGAAAUCAUGUCGACGUACCCUGAGGACGCCAAGAAUGUCAUUGCUACAAGUGAAGCUAGAAAACAAAUGAACAAGCAAAAGGCAGCUCUUAAUAGUGGAAUUCCUUUCGACAAAAUUAACAAGCUGUUGGACAGCAUUGGUUGUUCCUAUGUGGACAUAGAAGGACAUGAUCUAUUCUUGUCCUUGGCGACCCUACUGGGAGAACAAAGAAAUAUUGUUCAACGACAUAUUGAGGAUUAUAUUAGAGACAAGGACCAUGAGUUGCAGCAACACAUCAAAACAGAACACAAGCAUGAGUCUAUUGAUGACUAUUUCGAUCAUUUAAAGAAGGGUCAGAUUAAGCCUGGAUUUAAUGAGAUUGCUGCUGUAGCUAAAAACUAUCAACGAACAGUGGUGCUGGCAAAACCCGCCGCACAAGGAGACGAUAUUGGCGAAUUUAUUGUUUUCGAUCAUCACACUGGAUCCAAACAUGAAACUAAGGAAAUACUUGAUCUGUUCACUAACACACAACAAUAUCACAAUCCUAUUAUUAUUGUAUCAACAGGCAAGGAAGGAGGUUUUUUGGCAGCUACAAGAAAAAAGUAA
Molecule: messenger RNA, 2094 nt
Organism: Naegleria lovaniensis
Lineage: Eukaryota; Heterolobosea; Eutetramitea; Acrasida; Naegleriidae
Exons: 1
Coding region: 1-2094 (697 amino acids)
Molecular function (GO): protein-containing complex binding
Source: RefSeq, a predicted model, not a curated record